Messenger RNA from Miniopterus natalensis, 861 nucleotides. RefSeq names its product neuregulin 4 (gene NRG4). Gene Ontology annotation, biological process: positive regulation of cell population proliferation; epidermal growth factor receptor signaling pathway; positive regulation of mitotic nuclear division. The record is from RefSeq and is a predicted model, not a curated record. NCBI's taxonomy places the organism in Eukaryota, Metazoa, Chordata, Mammalia, Chiroptera, Miniopteridae. Gene Ontology annotation, molecular function: epidermal growth factor receptor binding; growth factor activity.
UGACCGGGCUAACUGUAUGUUUAAGUUUUGUGUGUUAUUUUCUUGCCAGACAUACACCUGCUUCCGAUGUGUCUGCAACUAGCAUGAUAUCACACACCAAAAUGCCUUUUGAGGUGCUGUUUUUCAACCCUAAACUUUUGACCAAGAAUGAAACUAUUUAAAAGUUAACAUGCCAACAGAUCAUGAAGAGCCCUGUGGCCUCAGGCACAGGUCCUUUUGCCUGAAUGGGGGGAUGUGUUAUGUGAUACCUACCAUGCCCAGCCCGUUCUGUAGAUGCAUUGAAAAUUACACAGGAGCUCGCUGCGAAGAGGUUUUUCUCCCAAGCUCCAGCAUCCAAGUUAAAACUGACCUGUUUGCAGCUUCUGUGGCAUUGGCUUUUUUUUUAAUAACUCUUAUCCUUGGAAUCCUCUACUUCCUUUGCAGGAAGGAUUACCUCCCGAGGGCCAAUUCAGUUGCAUAUGAUAUCGGCCUGGUAGAGACAGGCCAUAGCAGUGGCCACCACAGUCAUGAAGAACACUGAAAAAAUAGCAAAGUAAACCAAAUCAUUGCUGCUUUGUUACUAAGGCAGAAAAUGAACCACCCCAAGGUAAAAGAAACUAAGAUUUAAUCCUUUGUUCCCUAAAUAAGACUUAAGUUGUCAUACCGAGAGACGGUCUGUUCUGCUGCAAGGUAUGUGUGUUUGUGUCUUACUAGCGCAUCUGUAACGGGAAUGGGGAAGUGGUAGCAGUCGUACAUGCAACAUGCAUGGGUUAAGCAUCAUUUUUCCCAGGAAGCUAAUGUGUUCAGCAGCCAGAGGCCAACUUUCUCACAACUAAAGAGAAAAGGUGGAAAUCCUUUAAGUGCAAGGAGUAGCUGGUUUAG